AUGAAACGCUGCCGAGCGAAUUCCGUCCGAGCCGAAACGAAAAAGCUUCUGCUAGAAUAUUGUUCGAACAGUUCUGUGCACGGUGUGCGCUAUUUUGGUUGCAGUGAACGCACCUGGUGUGAAAAAAUCUGGUGGAUUAUAGUUUUUGUGCUGUCGAUCGUGAGUUGCACUUUUUUGAUCAAUAAAAUAUACCGAAAAUGGGAUGAAACGCCAGUGAUUGUGAGUUUCGCUGAAAAAACGACCCCGGUAUGGCAGAUUCCGUUCCCGGCCGUAACUAUUUGUUCGCAGACUAAAGUUCAAAGUCGCCACCUAAACUUCGCGCAUGAUUUUGAGCAGCACUAUGAAUUUUUCAAGCAAGGCUACUCGGACGUCAAUGUCACGAGUAACUACCUAGCUAUGUUCCAGUUAUGCGAAGUAUCCUUUUUUUCUACCUUCUUGCGACCAUUCUACCUACCGAACAAAACCAGCCCUCAUAGUUAUGGGACUCUAAUUAGAAAUAUGUCUAUACCAAUGUUUGAUUCGAUAACGUUUUGCACUAUUCAUAGUACCCGCGUACCAUGUGCGCUUAUGUAUUCAACCUCCAUGACAGAGGAAGGAAUAUGUGCUACGUUUAACAGUUUAGCGGCAGACGAUUUACUCCGCACAGAAAUAAUACAACAAGAAGACCCUUAUCUAUCUGAAGACCACGAGUCACCCUACUGGACUCUAGAGCAAGGAUAUUCCCCGAAAGCUAACCUCGAUUCCUAUCCGCACCGAUCGGUUGGUGCUGGCUACGCGGCCGGUAUAUCACUAAUACUUCAGAUCGAGGACGAAAAUCUAGAAUACAUUUGCAGUGGACCUGUGCAAGGAUUUAAGAUUCUGCUGCAUUCACCUGCUGAUUAUCCCCAGAUAUCGAAAAAAUUCGUACACGUACCAAUGAACCAGGACGUAACGAUUGCUGUGAAACCACAAAUGACAACUACCACACGUAGUUUGGAAAGCUACACUCCGGAACGACGACAGUGUUUCUUCAAUCACGAACGCUAUCUGCAGUUCUUCCGAGUCUACACCCAGGACAACUGCGAGCUGGAAUGCUUAACUAACUACACACUGCAGUAUUGCGGUUGUGUUCGAUUCUCAAUGCCCCGAACUAAUCUUACCGCUGUAUGUGAAUCCAACCAGAUUAGUUGCAUGUUAAACGCCGAGAAGCAACUGCUCGAAAUGGACGUCGUGAAGGAUAAAAACAACCAAACCAAGAACUUUCGAGCAAACUGUAAUUGCCUAGUGGCGUGCACUUCAACACAAUACGAUGCAGAAAUUACGCAAACCGAUUUCAAUUGGAUCAACUGGUUGAAGGCUUUCAAAAUACCAACGAACGAAACUGUGGGAUACCAAAUCGCCAGACUCUCGAUCUACUUCAAGGAAGCCCAGUUCAUGACGGCGAAGCGCAGUGAGCUAUACGGAUUAACGGACUUCCUAGCAAACUGUGGAGGUCUGCUGGGUCUCUGCAUGGGUGUCAGUUUACUUAGCUUGGUAGAGCUUUUUUACUUCUGCUCAAUUCGACCGUUCAUGCUGUGGAGAAAGCCAAAACCUCGAAGAAGACAACUCGCAGACACUCUCCCGACGAUUAAGCUGCUGUCGAUAGCCACUAAACGUGACUGAGCUGUUCUCUAUUGAUUCUUAAUCAUUUAGUGGUUCAAUAGUUCUUGCACAAUUUACAGGAUGUAAUCAAAGUCGAGUUGUCCAGUCAUGCCCUGCAUUUCCGCAGUUUUUUGCAAUAUUCAGCUUAAAUACACAAUGCACUCAAUGUCUACUAAUAAGAGAAAAUAUUACAUGAAAUUUUCAUCAAGUUUUAAAGUUAUGUACUAGUAAAAUAUAAUAUCAUCUUUGUUGUUUUGAUAAAUAAAGAUUUGUUUUGUUGUAUCAAAACUUUUGAGUUCAA
Molecule: messenger RNA, 1921 nt
Organism: Wyeomyia smithii (pitcher-plant mosquito)
Lineage: Eukaryota; Metazoa; Arthropoda; Insecta; Diptera; Culicidae
Product: pickpocket protein 28-like
Exons: 3
Coding region: 1-1641 (546 amino acids)
Biological process (GO): sodium ion transmembrane transport
Cellular component (GO): membrane
Molecular function (GO): ligand-gated sodium channel activity
Source: RefSeq, a predicted model, not a curated record